Pocillopora damicornis (cauliflower coral) is the source of this 2089-nucleotide messenger RNA. Its product is annotated as DNA polymerase alpha subunit B. Gene Ontology annotation, molecular function: DNA binding. Gene Ontology annotation, biological process: DNA replication; DNA replication initiation. Gene Ontology annotation, cellular component: alpha DNA polymerase:primase complex. Lineage: Eukaryota; Metazoa; Cnidaria; Anthozoa; Scleractinia; Pocilloporidae. The record is from RefSeq and is a predicted model, not a curated record.
UCACGGUCAGCCUCGUAAUGAAGUAUACGUAAAGAUUGGCGCCAAACACCAGCAAGGAAGAAAUCCAACAUGGUGACUGACUUUGAAAUCGAGCGAGAAUUUGAGGAGUUUUCUGUCUCCAUAGAUGAUCUCUCUGUACUAGAUAAAUUGAAGGAACUUUGCGUCUUGUACCAUUUGAGUGCCUCUGAGUUAGUUGAGGAAUGGAUCGCCUAUGUGACAUCUAUUUCAUCUACUCAUGAACCUGAUCUUUCAACUUUGGAAAAUUUUGAAAGAAAGUAUAAAGCCAAGAAACCACAGAGGCAGUUGAACAUCAAAGUGGAAGAGACCAAGCCUGCACUGUAUAACAAGGAUAACAUAGAUGACCUUAUAAAUGCGGAGGGUGAAGAUUUGUAUGAAUGCUACCAAACCCCUGGAAACAAGGGGUCAAUGAAAAGACCUCAUACAACUCCUGAAGCAGCAAUCAAAAAAAGACAUGCAUCUGUUGGUUGGAGUCCUGGGACAACUCCUUUAUCGCCAGCUAGUUUUUCUCCUGCCAGUGCUACACCCAGUGUUAAGUAUGGUUCCCGUAGCAACUCAGGAGAAGUUGUGUGCUCCUUUAAUCCCAGUGGAGAUAAUCCACAACAAGUCUUUCAGCAGCGUUUACUGGCAUCACAUCUUACAGUGCAGUGUGCAGAUCAGAAAGAGGCUUUUGAUGACUUCAAAUACAUGUUUCAUAAACAGGCUGAUAAGGCAGCUGUACUAAGUGACCUCAUAGAUGACAUGGCAGAAAAAUUACAGGAAAGUUUAGGCAUUGAGGAAUUCUCAAGUCUUAGUAUUCCAACUCAGGAAGAAGUUUCUGUCAUUGGUCGUGUUUGCUGUGAUUCCAAUGGCAAAUUGAAUGCACAGUCUGUAAUACUUGAGGGUUCUCAGGAAAUUUCAUCAGGACAACGAAUUAAGUUGGACCUUUCUGAACUGCGGCAGUUUACAGUUUUUCCUGGCCAGGUCAUUGCCAUUCAAGGAUUAAACAGCACUGGGCAAAAAUUAGUUGUCAAUAAAAUUUGUACAGGAGUUCAGCUUCCUUUCCGUUCAUCAUUAGACAAUGUUGAGCCAAGUUCAGAAGGCAUAUCCUCAGAACCUUUUUUGAUGUUAGUAGCUGCUGGCCCCUUUACGACUUCAGACAGUCUACUUUAUGAGCCCCUUGCUGAUCUAAUAAAAACAGUUCAAAAUGACAAGCCAGAUCUUCUUAUUUUGCUUGGACCAUUUGUUGAUAGCAAACACGAACAGAUUAUUAAUGGUGAUUUAGGGGAACCAUUUGAAGAAAUAUUCGAUCGCCAAGUGCAGCAGAUAAUCAAAGCUACUGAGAAGCUUUCCACUGUGGUUAUCUUUGUACCAUCAUAUCGAGACAUUCAUCACCAUUUUGUUUAUCCCCAACCACCCUUCAGUACUAAAAUUGACAUCUCAGAAUCCAGUACAACAGAGCGAAUUCAUUUUGUGCCAGAUCCAUGUACCUUUGUGGUCAACAAUGUGACCAUUGGUCUUUCAUCCAUGGAUGUUUUAUUGCAUCUGGGUAGUGAAGAGACAGUUUGUCCACCAGGCUCCUCUGACAGACUUGGUCGUCUUGUGAGACACAUUCUUUACCAGCACAGUUACUACCCCUUGCAUCCACCAGCAGAGGAUGUAAAUCUGGACUAUGAGCAGUUUGAAAAGCAAGCCAUAUUCCCUUACAAUCCUGACAUCUUGAUCCUGCCAUCAGACUUGCGAUACUUUGCAAAGGAUAUUCUUGGGUGUUUGUGUGUGAACCCAGGUCGACUUGCUAAGGGUCUUGUUGGUGGUACUUAUGCUAAAGUUAGUGUGAAACCUUCACAACAUCAUGUUGAAAAGACAACAUCUCACAUUUUGCAAAGUUCUGUGGCCCAGGUCAUAAGGAUAUAACUCUUUGUAUGGUGAAAAAAUAUUGAAAUUCACAGCUGUUCAUUCUCAUAGUGCAGUGCAGUGCAAGAACAUGUUGGUUUGCCAAAAGUACCUCUGUCCCUAGUGGUAGCUGUGCUUGAAACAUUUGUAAAACUUCAAUACGACAUUGAUAGUUCAAUAUAUACCCUUUUCUAUCCUA